This is a messenger RNA of Labrus mixtus (cuckoo wrasse), 4413 nucleotides long. RefSeq names its product tensin-3-like. Gene Ontology annotation, molecular function: phosphatase activity; protein binding. Lineage: Eukaryota; Metazoa; Chordata; Actinopteri; Labriformes; Labridae. Bases 38 to 4201 code for a protein of 1387 amino acids. Gene Ontology annotation, biological process: dephosphorylation. The transcript is spliced from 26 exons. The record is from RefSeq and is a predicted model, not a curated record.
CUGUUCUUCAUUUUUACAGGAAACCCCAAGAUUCAAGAUGGAGGAGGGAUACGAACUGGAUCUGACGUAUAUCACAGAGCGCAUCAUCGCGGUGUCCUUCCCGCGGGGUUGCUCAGGGGAGAUCUACUCGCACAACCUCAAGGAUGUCACACGAAUGCUGAAGUCCAAGCAUGCGGAUAAUUACCUGAUUAUCAACUUGUCAGAGAAAAGACAUGACCUGUCUAAAAUGAACCCAAAGACGCUGGACACAGGUUGGCCGGAUUUGCAUGCUCCACCUCUGGAUAAGAUCUGCACCAUCUGUAAAGCCAUGGAGAGCUGGCUCAAUGCUGACCCUCUCCAUGUGGUGGUUAUACACUGCAGGGGCGGCAAGGGUCGCAUCGGUGUUGUCAUUUCAUCCUUCGUUCAUUUCACCGACGUAUCAGCCAGUGCUGAUCAGGCGUUGGACCGCUUUGCAAUGAGGAAAUACUAUGAUGAUAAGGUCUCAGCUCUGAUGACACCUUCACAGAAACGGUACGUUUGGAUCCUCAACAGUCUCUUAAGUGGAUCCAUGAAGAUCAACGCCUCUCCCUUGUUCAUGCACUGCAUCAUCCUUCAUGGCAUACCAAACUUUGAUGCCACUGGAGUUUGUCGUCCCUACAUCAAGGUCUACCAGGGGAUGCAGGCAGUGUAUUCUUCUGGUAUCUAUCACAUUGGUCUGACCCACAGGGACCGUGUAUGCAUCACCCUGGAGCCUGCCCAGCUUCUCAAAGGAGACAUCAUGAUUAAAUGCUAUCACAAGAGUGACAUCACUUCCGAGCGUGAAGUCAUUUUCCGCCUGCAGUUCCACACGGGAGCAGUGCAGGGCUACAACCUGAUGUUUGAAAAAGAGGACAUGGAGACUGCCAACAAAGAUCCCAGAUUUCCAGAUUACGGCAAAGUGGAGCUGGUGUUCUCCGAGGGACCAGAGAAGAUCCCAGGUGCUGACAGGUGGCAAAAUGGAGCAGAUGUUAUUGUGGACUACAACACAGCGGAUCCACUAAUCCGCUGGGACUCCUACCAGAACAUCUGUGAUGGUGAAGCGCCCCGCUCUCAAGGCCUAACCCAGGACAAAGCCGCUAACAAGAGGAUCCCGAGCCACGGGGAAGGAGGAGGAGGAGGAGGAGGAGUAGGAGGAGAGGCCACGCUUGGCCGGGGGGCUCGCACCACCUCUGCCACCUCCAGCCCUGACCACAGCGACCACGCCCUCUCCGUCAGCAGUGACUCCGGACUAUCAAGCACUUCUCUAUGGGCAGACAGACCCACGCCUGUCACCACCACCACCACCACCUCCACCACCACUAUCAAGCCUAAAGAAGGCCCCAGCUCACAGGAGAAAGUCCAGCUGAAGCGGCUUUUAAGCAAAUUUGGUCUUGAGGACCCCUUGGAGGUGAUGGAUGAUCAAGGCCCUAGGUCGGCCGUCCAGCAGGUAGUCCCAGCGCAGGUGCACAUAAACGGAGACUCCAGGCCUCGCGAGAGGGAAACCGACAUCCUGGAUGAUGAGGUCAUCACGGCUCAUGAUCUGCACAGUGUGGACAGCUUAGGGACUCUGUCGUCCUCCUGCCACAAGAGCAGCCAGAACUCUCUGCUGUCCGAUGGUUUUGGGAGUCCGGGGGGGGAAGAGCAGCAAAACCAAAGCCUGCACCACAUCCACCAGCCUGUGCCCCCUCCCAUGGAGGAGUACGAGAGAGCCUACGCUGAGGCUAAAAGGGGGUGCCUGACCUCUAGGAGUAACUCUGUGGCCUCCUCUAAUCCCAGCAGUGCUCCUGUGCCCAAAAAGCAUGUGUACAGGCAGGGGAGCUAUUCCACACAGUCCUGGGUUCGCCAGCAGCAGAUGGUUGCCGCGGAACAGUUUAUCUACAUGCCCGAUGAGGGAAACGGUACAGAAAGAUACUCAGGGAACAAGCAAGGGAGCAGUCCACCCAAACCCGGCCUGCCCGCUGAACUACACAGCCUCACAAGAGUUGGUACGACGGAUUCUCAGAGAAACACAGCGCCCCACCAAGAGCAGGCGACGAUGAACAAUAACAACAACAACAAACGCGACGAGGAGUUCAAGUCGCUAACGAUGGACAUCGACAACUCCAUCGACCAGCUCAACCAGCUGAUCAUGGAUCUGGAUCCAACAUUCAUGCCGGUGAAGAGCCGAAGCAGCCCCAUGAAGAAGAACGGCGGGACGAUAGUGAACGGCUCAAAUGGCAUCGACGUCAGAUUCAGCGAUAGUAACGCAGCAACGUUGAAAAACACACAACAGACAGCUGUCCAGUCCAGCGAGGGCCAGGUGGGUGUCACAAGGAGUCUCAGUCGCCAAGGAAGUGAUGUCACGGACCAUCCAGGCUUCUGUAAUUCGGGGUGGGGUGUUACAGAGGAGUACAGAAGCCAGCGGACGUACUCCCCGUGUGUACCACAGACUCAGCAUCACAUGCUGUACAGGAGUGACAGUGCAGACUACAGGGCCCAGGGACCAGACAUGGACACUGGGAUCGAGGCAGGCAGUGACAUGACUCCCCCCACCCCAGCCUUCCCUAUCUCUCCUCCAACACCUUAUGUGAAAAAUAUUUCUGAAUUCACCCUGCUCAGGCAAACACCAUCACCCAGCAUGCAGUCCUACGGAGGAUACAGAACAGACCACGAACCCAGGGGAUAUCCAGAGAUGGUCAGUCAUGUUGGUGUUGAGGCUUUACCAGACUCCUCCAUCAAUUGUCACAGGAUGCUCAGUACUACACACUCUGCUUCUAUUGUUGGGACCCUUCAGCAGACAGACAGUUCAACAGUGAACCCAUCUUGGCCGGAGCAUCCUCUCCUUAGUCGCCACUCAUCUCUUAGCAGCUACUCCUCUGCCAGACAGCAAAUGCAGCACUCCAUGUCACUGGACUAUGGCCACCACUCUCCUACCCUGUCCCACCCCCACAUCCACCCUGCCCCUAACGCCCACAGCUCUCCCCGAAGCAGCCAGAGAAGCUGUAUGGGUCGCUACGCCCUCAGCCGCAGUCCUGCUCAAAGCUUUGACGAGCAGGAUGACUCAGGGCUCGGCUAUGGCACGGACUGUCCAAACUCCACCUCCGCUCUGCUGGGAAAUGGAGGCAUGGACAGGGAACCUCUGCCUCAGCUGCCUCAAAUGCUGCCACCACUUCUGCCAGAGAAGAAGAGGGCGUCAGAUGGAGAGCAUUCGCUGGGAACAGCAUCUCCAUCCCUCAGUGGAUUCUCGAGUCCCCACAGUGGAAGCUCCCUCAGCAUUCCUUUCCCCAAUGUGUUGCCUGACCUCUCGGCUCAGAUACCGGGCACAGCCUCACCUCUGCCAGAUGUACUGGCUGUCAAGCAGGUUACUGUAAAGUUUGUGCAGGACACAUCUAAAUUCUGGUACAAGCCAGACAUCUCAAGGGACCAAGCCAUUUCAGUCUUAAAGGACAAGGAGCCUGGCUGCUUCAUCGUGCGGGACAGUCAUUCCUUCAGAGGGGCCUAUGGACUGGCAAUGAAGGUGGCUACUCCUCCACCCUCAGUUUUCCAGCAGACCAAGAAAGGAGGCGAUCUAUCUAAUGAAUUGGUUCGCCACUUCCUGAUUGAGUGUACACAGAAAGGAGUGCGCUUGAAGGGUUGCCCCAAUGAACCCUAUUUUGGAAGCUUAACGGCGCUGGUCUGCCAACAUUCAAUUACUCCCUUGGCCCUGCCCUGCAAACUUAUCAUACCUGACAGAGAUCCCCUUGAAGAUGUUGUGGAGACUACCUCACAAUCAGUCACCAACUCUGCUGCUGAGCUGUUAAAACAGGGUGCAGCCUGCAACGUGUGGUAUCUGUGCUCGGUGGAGAUGGAGUCACUAACAGGCGUCCAGGCCGUGCAGAAAGCAACCAGCAUGACUCUGAACGCCGAUCCCUCACCAACCUCCACUGUAGUCCACUUCAAGGUGUCGUCCCAGGGAAUCACCCUCACAGACAACCAGAGGAAGCUCUUCUUCAGGAGGCAUUACAAUGUCAGCACAGUCAUAUUUUGUGCAUUGGACCCUCAGGAGAGAAAGUGGAAAAAAGAUGGUUACCCUUCAGCUAAGAUCUUUGGCUUUGUGGCGAGGAAAACUGGUACUUCCAUGGACAACGUAUGUCACCUGUUUGCAGAGCAUGACCCUGAACAGCCGGCGAGCGCCAUUGUCAACUUUGUUUCCAAGGUGAUGAUUGGCUCGCAGAAGAGUAAGUAGGGCUGCCUUCUACUGGGCUGAUCAUCUGAAAGAACUUUCACUGAGGGAAGAAACUGCAAAAAAGGACUUAAAGGCCAAAGGACAAAAUGUUCAGGACUGAAGAUGGGGAUGACCUGGACAUUAACCCUGGAUGUUUCUGGACAUUACAUGCAUAAUGAUUAAUUACCAGCAGCAGGAAGCAGGAUAUCUAAUGACAUCUUACAAUAGAAACA